This is a messenger RNA of Cylindrotheca closterium, 2046 nucleotides long. NCBI's taxonomy places the organism in Eukaryota, Bacillariophyta, Bacillariophyceae, Bacillariales, Bacillariaceae. The record is from the annotation of a GenBank genome assembly.
AUGGAGGAGAUCCGAGUCAAGAUUCGAAAGCAUGGCAAUCCUUCUGGCAAAUUGCUUCGCUUUCACAAAUCUAUCGAGCUUACUCCUUUGAUAAUAAAGAUCGCAAACAAGCUAUUGAAGAACGAGGUCAGAUCGGAUUUUGAUGCAAGUCGACACCAGCUGUUGCUCGGGGGUGAAUUCGUUGUUGACAGUGUCUCAGAAAUUGACGACGGCGAUGAAUUGGUGCUCAGCCAGAUAGAUGACACAGUGGAGACAGACACUCCUCUGUCGGGAGCAAAUAGCAGCCCAUCUCACCGGGUGUCUCCAGCCGCUGCGAAUGUUACCCCUGUCGUGAAAAAAGAAGAGGAAUCCGAUGAGAUGCCUAUAAAAGUUGAACCGUACGAAGCGGGGGAACUCAUUUCUGUAGCUGACGACGACGAUGAUGUCAAGCCCGAUAUCAAUACUUCAAAGAGUAAUCAAUCUACUGGUCCAACGGAAAGAUCAGCAGGUGUCAAACGAAAGGUGGCUCCCGCCGCAGCAAGUGCUCCUGGUUCAGCGUCGCUGAAACGAGAAGAUGAGGAAUUUCCACGGGUCGUCCGGAGGCCAAAGAAGGCCCCCGUAAUAAUUACAAUUGAUGAUGAAUCCGACACCGAUGACGAUGGCGAUGAAGAUGUUUCAAGUGAUGGAUCAAUUGAAGAUGGAUCAGAUGCCUGGAUGUCAUCAGAUGGAGAAGACGACGACGAUGAAGAAGAAGAUGGGAAGGAAGAUUCUGACUUUGAACCUGGUUCGGACGAUGAUUCUGAUGAUGAUGCAGAAAUGAAAGCUUCUAGAGCGAAGGAGCCAAAAGAAUCACCACUACAAGUUCUUAUGGAUGAGAAAGAUAUACCAUCUGCUCCUGGAAAACGAGAAGGUAGCAAUGAAGGCGACCAAGAGGAGGAAGUAUCUCUACUUAUUGAUGGAGCUGGUCGAAAAAACACGGACAAGGCUGUGAAGGAUCGCAUCAUGAAGCUACUUAAUACUGGUUUUCACGAUCAAUCCAAUGAGCAUGAAGCAAAGAAUGCCAUGAAGCUUGCAAACAAACUGAUGAGAAAGCACAAUCUUUCCCAGGCGCUUCUGCUGAAGGAACGCGACGCAAAGAACAGUGGCACCCAGGCAAAUGAUGGAGUCUUGAGAGGAGGCAUGGUACAUGUAAAGAUUAUCAAUCGCAAGACACAAAAGGCGGCACUCUUUGCUAGGUGGCUGGGUACGCUUACGUCACAUGUUGCGACCAACUUUGACGUAAAGACCUACUAUAGCACAAGUCGAGGACGCAAGUGCAAAGUGACAUUUUACGGCAUUUACACAAAUGCGCAACUAGCAGGUUAUGCCUUUCGAGUUGCCGCUGAAAGAAUUUCUCAAAUGGGUGCUACGUAUCAACCCACAAAACGUUCCGGCAUCAGCCUUGCCAGCUGUCGACUUAGUUACUGUAUUGGGAUCGUCAAAGGAAUAGGAGAGGAAGUAGACCGAACUAUCCAUGAAGAAAAAAUGAAACGAUUGCGAAAGUUGGAGCGAGCUCGACGUGCAGUCUCACAGGGCGAAGCCUAUGAAGAAAGUGACGAAGAAGGGAGUGACGGCAACGACAGCGAUGGACCUGGUUACUCUUUCCCGGAUCGAAAGGAUGGCGAAAGCAAGAAGCCAAGUGCUACUGCCGCAUCGAUCAAUGGAAGCUCCAGGCAGCAUGGCGGCGAUGACAACAGUACAAGCGACCAAGCCCCCCUUCUUGGUAUGAAUGGGGAAUCACGUCUGACAGUGCCGCCAGUCCUUUCGGGCGAGACUUUGGAUAAACGUCUCAGAGAGCUGGAAAACGAAAAUCAAGCCGCUAUAACACUUGUCGAUCACCGAAAGAAGGUAGCAGAGGAAAUUCUCAAGGAGAAUGGAAUCAAGCUAUCAUCUUCAAGACCACGUGCGCAGAUGAACUUUGAUCACAACUCGUAUCGUCAAGGUAUUGAAGACGCCAAAGAAGUAGACAUCAAUCAAAGGGCGAUUCGAGACGAGGUGAAAGUGAAAAGGGAAAUGAAGAGAGAGUAG